This is a messenger RNA of Diplodia corticola, 987 nucleotides long. Its product is annotated as atp-binding cassette transporter. The record is from RefSeq and is a predicted model, not a curated record. Lineage: Eukaryota; Fungi; Ascomycota; Dothideomycetes; Botryosphaeriales; Botryosphaeriaceae. The transcript is spliced from 4 exons. Bases 1 to 987 code for a protein of 328 amino acids.
AUGAACCUGAACAUGGAUGACGAAUAUAUCAAGGUGAGCAAAGCAGGUCAUCUCUUCCACAACCUCAAUGGCUCUGGCUCUGGUUCUGCUCUGAACCUGCAGAAAAAAGUCGGGUCCAUUCUCAUGGCACCUUUCCGUCUCAACGAGUACCUCGACCCUGUUGGGCAGACGCUCCAGAUGGCAGCCCCGAGUUCCAAGCAUAUUGGCCCAGCUUCGAUACAUUCCAGGCCAUUCACGUGGAAAUGGAUCAGCAUAGGGAAGAGUAUGGUCAACGUCCAAAGUCGAGAAGCACGCUUCAUCAUGACCGCCCUCACCAAAAUGUUGUGGCAAGCUAUGGCUCUCGCCGGUGUUCUGGUAUUGGCAAUCAUUAUCUGCACCGGGUUCACUUUUCCAGAAACUGAAAGCUGCAUGGUUGACUGGUUUUGCUGCAUCUGGUGGACCGACCCGGUUUACUACUCUUUUGAGAUCCUCAUCGCCAGCGAAUACCGCGGUCGGGACUUCACUUUCUCGGAUUUCGUUCCCAGCUAUCCCGUCCUCGAGGGAUAUCAGUUCAUUUGGCUCCGUCCGAGGUGCUGUAGCCCGAGAGAAGACGGUUUAUGGAGAUGCCUGCACGAGAUCGGUGGGACGGACGAGUUCUCCAUGCCUUCUGCCUCGCAGUUGUACCACUCAUCUGCUCCAUCGUCGAUCGCCGCCGCGUACAACACCGAAACCACGGCUGCCGUGGUGACGCUGCUCUUCUCCAUGACGUUCGCCUUCAACGGCGCCAUGCAGCCCCCUGCCGCCGCCCUGUCCGGCUUCUGGUCCUUCGUAUACAGCGUCUCUCCGCUAACGUACUGGAUCACUGGCAUCGUCGCAACAGAGCUGCAUGAGAGGCCUGUCGUGUGGGACAGGCCAACUGGAAGCUCCCAUUUCCAAAGGAUUAGGAACCCGGCCUACGAGCUGAACCUCCCCCCCGCCCCCGGCGAAUUGGGAGGAUCCACCCGGUGA